Aspergillus terreus NIH2624 is the source of this 900-nucleotide messenger RNA. Its product is annotated as snoRNA-binding rRNA-processing protein IMP4. The transcript has 2 exons. The record is from RefSeq and is a predicted model, not a curated record. Gene Ontology annotation, molecular function: rRNA primary transcript binding; snoRNA binding. Lineage: Eukaryota; Fungi; Ascomycota; Eurotiomycetes; Eurotiales; Aspergillaceae. Gene Ontology annotation, biological process: rRNA processing. Gene Ontology annotation, cellular component: small-subunit processome; nucleolus; Mpp10 complex. The coding region runs from base 1 to 900 and encodes 299 amino acids.
AUGUUGCGUCGUCAAGCCCGUGAGCGCAGAGAUUACCUCUAUCGGAGAGCUCUGCUGCUCCGCGAUGCCUCUAUCGCGGAGAAAAGAGCACAGUUAAAGGCUUCGCUGGCCUCGGGAAAACCUCUUGACCCCUCCAUCGCAGACGAUAAAAAGCUUCGGGAGGACUUCAAAUAUGACGAAUCCCUCCCCACUGCCGAUAAGAAAAAUAAAGACUCGGAUUUGCUGGACCUUGACGAUGAAUAUGCCCUGACCUCCGGAAUUGUCGACCCCCGGCCGAUUGUGACGACCUCUCGUUCCCCCUCGGUGCGCCUGAACACAUUUGCCAAGGAAAUCCGUCUACUCUUACCGACCUCCAUCCGGUUGAAUCGAGGAAAUCUUGUUCUUCCCGACCUGGUAUCCAGCGCCAACGCUGCCGCGCUGACAGAUAUGGUUUUAUUGCACGAACACCGAGGUACCCCUACUGCGAUGACCAUCUCUCAUCUUCCGCAUGGCCCAACUGCGAGUUUCUCCCUGCACAACGUUGUUCUUCGCGCAGAUAUUCCGAAUGCGGCUCGUGGAACGGUGUCGGAAAGUUACCCUCAUCUGAUCUUCGAGGGUUUCAAAACGAAGCUGGGUGCCCGUGUGGUUCAGAUUUUGAAACACCUUUUCCCUCCACGGGAAGCGGGUAAGGUCGGCAACCGAGUUGUUAGCUUCGUGAAUAAGGAAGAUAGCAUCGAGGUGCGACACCACGUUUUCGUGAAGACGGGCUAUCGGGAUGUAGAGCUGGCGGAGGUUGGGCCUCGGAUGACUAUGAGACUGUUCGAAAUCCGUGGUGGAUCCAUGGAGAAAGGUUCGAGCGGUGAUGUCGAAUGGGCCCUUACGCAAUACACGAGGACAAGCAAGAAGAAGGACUACUUGUGA